Molecule: messenger RNA, 2461 nt
Organism: Sphaeroforma arctica JP610
Lineage: Eukaryota; Ichthyosporea; Ichthyophonida
Exons: 13
Coding region: 205-2298 (697 amino acids)
Biological process (GO): apoptotic process
Cellular component (GO): mitochondrial ribosome; mitochondrial small ribosomal subunit
Molecular function (GO): structural constituent of ribosome
Source: RefSeq, a predicted model, not a curated record
UGGCAAGCACCACAGUAAAUACUUCAUUUAUUCACAGUUGCGUGUGCUCGUUUAAUUAAAGCUAGUAGAGAGUGGGUGCUGCAGACACGUAUAUGCGUAAGAACUACUACUACACGUCCUAUCCAGGUGUGCCUUCACCAGUGUCCACAUAACGGCAUUGUCACAAUAUCCCAUACAUUAGAGCUCGGGUUUUUGAUCAGCACUAUGAAUUCCUCGGCUGCCAGACCCGUCCUGAGUGUUCGCGCGAGGAUUUUCCAGCGAACCUCAACGGCCACACAGAUUCAGACACGAGUGCGCGCAUGCCAUUACUCCGACACGCCCAACAAGGGAGGAGGAGGUUCUCGAUUGGAGGAGUUGAAGCGGAGAUUAGAGGCGCAGCGAAAUGCAGCACAGAAUUCGCGACCUGCGGGAAGGUCAAACAAACCUGCUACAUCAGGGCCUCGACCACCACCACGUGCCUCCCCUGCACCCCCCACAGCCGGUGAACAAAGGAAAGCCGCACCUUUCUUCAGAAGUUCAGAACCACAAUCGGGCCAACCUCCCCCUCCGAAAUCAUACUUCCAGAGUCAGAAACCGGCAUUUGGCUCGGCUAAUGGGAACGCUUCUCAAAAUAGCGCCCAGGGGAAUCGACCGGAUGGUAUGUUUGGCAGCGCCAAUCAGAAUGCGUCCAACAAGAGCAGCCAAUCAAAUCGACCCAGUGGUGGUGCUUUCGGCAAUAUAGCCAAUCAAAAACCAGCUUUCGGCUCGGCCAAACAGAACGCGUCUAUCAAUAGCAGCCAAUCAAAUCGACCAACACCAAACCAGAGACCCAACGCAUUCACAAAUCAAAACGCCAGGGUGCAAGCAACUACCCCAGAGUCCACCACUCCCUUCAACCAAAAGCCUUUGUUCGGGCGCCUAAACACAGCCCCCAACAGCCAAUCUGGUGGCUCGGAUGUGUCGUCGCUCUUCCUCAAUCGCAACAGCGCCGCAACCCCGGCGAGUCAAUUGCGGUACACCCCCAACGCCAAUAGAGGGACCGGUGUCUUUGGCGGCAAAGACAGGCUCGCACAGCCCGCCGCUGUAGCUCCUGAGGAAGAGGCGGCCCAGCACAAAGGAGGGCACAACCACGAUGCCCCUGGCGGAGUUGUUCCGGCCUCUAACGAACCCAUUGAGAUUGGCAAUGUGCCCCUGACGACACCUCUAGCGUUCAAGUACCACAGUGCGGGACAAAUAGGUCAGUUCUACGAGUGGAGCAGCGAGGAUGAUGAGAAGCGAGGCAAGAAGGCGAAGGAAGAUGUGGUCUGGCCAAAGGGCAUGAAGGAUCAGUUCAAGCUGUUCGGUAAGAACUCUCUCAUGAUCCGCCAACCGGCCUUGGAGGUCUUGGCGCACAUCCGCAAUCACGAGCGAACGGAGAACCGAGAUAAGAAAUUCGGCGUGCUGGUCAACGGUAUGCGAGGCACAGGCAAGAGCGCAACCAUCGCGCACGUGGCGCAAACCCUGGCAGAUAAGGGCCACGUGGUGCUGCACAUUCCGAAGGCGACGUUCUGGAUGUACGAGGCGGACCGUGUAGUGAAGUCGGCGGUGCACCCGUGGUUUGACCAGCCGUUCGAUGCGACUGAUCUGAUCGACUACUUCCUGAAGAUCAACGACCAUGCGAUGCUGAAGGACAUCAAGCUGAAGCACAAGUACGAGAUUGAGGGUGCAGCGGCCGGCCCUGGUACCCCUAGGGAUUCCAUUUUGGACUUGGCGCGCAUGGGAGCUGGGCCUUUGGAUCUGGAAAUCCUCGAGGACUACCCCCCUGCAAGAGAGGUACUGCCCGCGCUGAUGGAGGAGUUACGCUUAAUGACAGACAAGCCCGUGCUUGUGGCCGUGGACGAUUUCAAUGCGUUCUACAAUGUGUCAGAGUUAAGAGACAACCGUAAUCGCCGGUUGCAUGGACUUCACAUGGCAAUCACACAGCUAGUAAUCCGGCUACUCGAUGACAAGUACAAGCUGGCUCGGGGAACGCUGCUGAUGGGUCUGACGAAUACCGGGAUCAAAACCAACACAAAGUUCUCGACUGAGAUCAAGGGGAUGAUCAAGGAAGCAGCUGCCAUCGAUCCUUUUAACUCCAAUACCAUUAAGGAAUUGCCCGAGCUUGUCAAGGUGCAGACCCGUGCCUUCACAGAGAAAGAGGUUGAACGCUUCCUGCUGUACCACCACUCGUGCAACAAGAGGCCAGAUACAAAGGAUCUUCGCGAGACAACCAUUGCGGAGGUGCGGAUGAUGUCCAGUUGUAUCCCUGAGCAAGUGUCGAAAUUGAGUGUGUACAUGUAGGUACACCCUCUUUGGGACUCUCUUGAGCCCUCACUUGGUGCUGCAGGCUUCCUCAUACAAUUGUUCUUGUGAUGCAUAGUACUGAGGUAGAGUCGGCAAUUGUAAGACCAAUUCUCUGACUUCAUUCGAUUUAAAUAAAACUAAUGGACGAUGCUUGUAAAUA